CGAGUACAUUACACACUUCGGUGGUUUGUGACAAGGGCACUAUAGGCCCAGAGAAAAAUCUAUAUAGCAACGUUUAGCUGCGUGUUGUAUGCGUUUGUUGGUCCAACAGGUAACAAUGCAGGGAGUGUGGACUCUCAGCGAGUGUUUUACCCGAUCAGAUAGAUUUGACGAAGAAGUUCUUCAGAAGUAAUGAGACUCGAUCAGGAACUUCAGAUCAGCCCAAAUGGAUGAAAUGUCAAAAGGACUCUUGGGAACGGUAAUUAACGGAUAGAAAGAAAUCAACGACAGGGUACAACAAUUACACCAGUAUACAUUAUUCAUAGCGUGGAUCCUGAAAGUGUUCUGGGUAUUUUCAGUUUCGACACUGUUCUUUUAGUAUUGAUGGCGUACCGCAAUAAUUAAGUCAUUAUAAGACACGAACACCGGCUGUGAUGUUUUUCUUCGGGGGAUUUGAUGCUUAGAACGUUCGGUUCUGUGAGGAAUCAAGUUUGUGACAAGUGAACCCUAGUCCAUGACAAUGCAUCCAAAACCGAAGAGCGCACCACCUCGGAUUAAAUCUAAGUUCAUGUCUAAUAAGUCGAAUGCAAUGAAGGAGAUGGAAGCGUGGGUAAAAAAGGAUGCAGAUCCACUCGGAGCUAAUCACGAAGCGUCCAGAAUGUCUGGUCAACUGGUUGAUAAUGUUACCGAGGAACGAAUGCUAAAGUCGAAACUAUGGGAUCUUUCGAAAGAGAGGUACAAAUUCCUCUCCCAGAAUGCCUACGAGAAGAAGGUGUUCGUCGACAGAAUGCAGCGGAAGUCCAGUGUCUUCAAACGUAUGUUAACUCAGAGUGAUACAAUGAGCAGUAGGAGGUCUUCUAUAGAGAACAGUGAUUCCAGUGUGUCUUCGUACCGUGUUAAGGGACCGGGGAAAUAUACCAAUGCGCGUCAGGCGUUUCUUGAGAGGAUGGAUCCGAAAAAUGGACGCGAUAGGCCGAGGGAAUUGCGGAACGGCGAUCAUGGUUUAAAGGGUAAAUCAGUGACGUUUAUACCAGAUCUGGUCACAGAGAUGGCCGCGAAAUCAUCAGGGGCCUUUAAGCUACCAGGAACACACAGUGUGAAACCUUGGGCCAACGAAUCACUGGCAACCGAGGCCCCACGAUUACCAAACGUUGUUGUUUCGGCGGCGGGUCUUUCUGCAGCCUCAGUAACGAUGCUCGGUGCAAUUGGACGAGAAUCGGCCGGUGGUGGAGUUAAAACAUGGGCUAAGAAAGGAUCGUCAAGGAGAUACGGUAUGAGCAUGGAUAGUUUAACAAACGACAGACGUUAUAGUAAUUUGGAACAUGCGCUUACACCAAUAAAGGACUACCAGACUUCAUUUGAUGUGAAAGACAUCGUGAAGAACAUGGACUGUCUCCACAUCCCCCCGCGAAAGCCGAAAGAGAGCAAACCAAAGAUCGGAAUGAAAGCUAUGGACUUUAUGAAGGAAAGGGGUUUUGCAUUUUGAAAUUGGUCUUCUCGAAAUGGUAAAAUUGAAAGGUAAUAGUGCUUUCAUGAAGUGCACCUUAAUUCGUGAUGUGCCUGUUGUUUGCUGCUGCCAAGAGAUAACUUUAUCUCAAUGUGUACAAUACUGGCAGGCAUGAUGUAAUCCUCUGCUACAGUACAGUGACAUGUUUAUACAGAACGUGACCCUUGUCUUUCGACAUUAAUGAAGAGCUUAGAGCUAAAAGGGGCCAAAAUGCACCUUGGCCCUUUUUGCAUAUUAUUGCAUAAAUAACACCUAUGAGUUCUUGUCUACCUGUAGAAAAAAUAUUGUAUGUUUUCAUUAAUGGGUUUUUAAAAUAUAGCUACUUACAAUUCUAUAAAAGGGCCAAAAGAAAGUUUCAAAAGGGCCAUAGUCACUUUGUUAGAUUUUGGCCCUUUUAGCUCUCAUUUCCGUGUGUGGUUGAGACUGGUUGUUUGAGAGAGAUUUUGAAAGUUUGUCUCCUUAUUAUCAUAUUUCAACUAUUU
Molecule: messenger RNA, 1986 nt
Organism: Haliotis rufescens (red abalone)
Lineage: Eukaryota; Metazoa; Mollusca; Gastropoda; Lepetellida; Haliotidae
Exons: 2
Coding region: 512-1483 (323 amino acids)
Source: RefSeq, a predicted model, not a curated record